This is a messenger RNA of Porites lobata, 1751 nucleotides long. The record is from the annotation of a GenBank genome assembly. Lineage: Eukaryota; Metazoa; Cnidaria; Anthozoa; Scleractinia; Poritidae.
CUUUUGUGUUGUCAAGCUCUUACACCACACACUGUGGAUGAUCCUGACUCAGCAGCCACCAAGCAGCUGGUAAACCCAGACCGUGUACACAGACAUGGAGAUCCUUAUGAUUUAGUGACAUUAGCCCAAGAAGUACAGAAGGCAGAUCAGUUUGUAAGAUGCGCUGCUAGUAAUAAACUUAUCCUGAUUGCUGAACAGAUUCGACAUCUUCAAGAACAGGCAUGUUUAUUAUUGUUGAAUGUUACUAACUUGUUUGUAUUGUAUCACGUUAGGAUUUUGGUUUUGUGGUUUCCAGUUUUCACGGACAGAAGAAAAUCACUACCAAGUUCAAUUUUAUAAUGAACUAAUUGGAAUACAUUUGCUUGUAUUUUACGGGUAUUCAGAAACUAUACCCAGCAUCAUCAUAAUAAUAGUAAAUGCAAGUUUUGUACGAUAACUCCAGUUAAUCUGACACUUGGUCAGAGGUUUUUCAUUGUGCUUGCUGGAACAAGCAAUGUGAUCAAAGUGAAUUUCUGGUUAAUUAUUAUUUUAUCCUAUUUUGUUGCUCAAAUUCUCUUAGCCCAACGUCAUAUCCUAACUUAGAUUGAAGGAUUAGUCCUUAAAAGUUUCUGACUCAUCAUAAGAGGAAAGGCUCAAUGGAAAUGAAGAAUCAAAUUACAGUACAAUCCUCAUAUCUGGAACCCUCAGUUUAUUGAAUCUCAAAACAUUAAAUUCAAGACAAAAUUUCAAAUAUUGUUAUGGUACAGUGUAUCUUCAAUUUUCAAACCUCCUGAUAAUCUAGUCUCAUUCACAGCAGCUCUUGUAGGAGUCACACAAUGCUAUCCAUCCCUAUGCCUUUUUGGUUAGGGGGGAGGGGGGGGAGAAAAUUGUGUGACCCCAGCCUGAGUGGCUGUGAAGGACACUAGUUUUAAACACAAUAUACCACAAAAUCUAAUUUUUCAAUUACAACUGACAAUGAAGGAAAAUGCAUCACAUGCAGUGUUGUGCACUUAUUGUAUGAGAUUAUUUCUUAGACCUUUUUCUCCUCUAGAAUUGAUUUUUUAAGGAUUUCAUGAGACGUGGGUUAUUUUUAGUUGGUCCUAUGACUGACUGUUUCGUUCCUGUUUGCAGCUUUAGGGCUGUGUUGUUUAAUAGACAAUAAGAGUGUAGCAACUCAUGUUCUCACUGUUUGUAGUUAAAGCCCGGUGUAAACGGACGCAACAUUGUUGGCCAACAACUCCCAGCAUUGUCAAAUGUUACAUGUUGUGUCUGCUGCAUGUUGUUGUGCAAAGUUUGAAACUGGUCAAACUUUUAGCUAGUUGCAAACGAACAGAGCAACUCCCAACAAUGUUGCAUCUGUUUGCACCUGGUGUAACACAGAGAGCAGAGCUUGAGCCAGGUGAUGGACUUUGGCAUUUUCACAAAAACAUCAAAUUCAUUGUGGUGUAAUGUUAGUGUCUUUUGCCAAAUGAAUAGUUUAGAUGCUCCUUUUCUUCUUGAGUGGCUGCAAUAUUAAAUUUAAUUUUGUUAUUUGUAUAAGCAGAGUACUACUCUUGGUUUCCUUAAAAUCAAUUUAAGUCAUUAUUUCAAGAACACAGUUAAUAUGUAUAUCUUUAUUUUAACAGGCAAAAAAAGUCUUAGAGGAGACAAAGCGAGAUGCUGAACUUCAUCAUGCUGCUUGCAACUUUAAGAAGAGACCAGGGCAAAUGUAUUAUCUUUACAGAAGGAACAAUGGAACAACUUACUUCUCAAUGCUCUCACCAAAGGUACAA